UGCACCAGCAUCGCUGCCCGCGGCGGGCAGAGCGAAGCAGCGCUGCGCCCUUGCUCCGGUGCGUGCGAGCCGGCAGGGCGUGCCCCGGUUCCCCGCCUUUGCCCGCUGCGGCUCCCUGGCAUGGCCGCCUUGCCAAAGCGCGGCUCCUCUCUGGGCCGGCGCGCAGCCGUCGCCCCACCGCCACCGUCCCUCGCCUUCCCUCCUCCGGUCGAUUAUUUGCCGCUCCAGCAAAAGCUGGGUCGAGCGGCGGCAGGUGCCCGGCUCGGUCUCGGUUCGCUGCGGUGGGUGGCGGUGAGAUGCGGUCCCAGCUGAGCCGCUCGCUGCCCUGGCAGGCGAGCGAUGCCUCCUUCCACUCCCAGCGGUAAUUUAGGGCGGUUUCCACCGCCGCUUGCAGGAAGCCGCGUGCAGGCAGCAUCAGUGACGUUGCCGGCAUCAGCGUGGUGAGAUGGCUCGGCAGCUCGUACGGAUCAUGCGCCCGGACGAUGCCAAUGUCGCAGGGAAUGUCCACGGGGGAACCAUCCUGAAGAUGAUCGAGGAGGCGGGAGCCAUCAUCAGCACCCGCCACUGCAACUCCCAGGCCGGGGAGCCCUGCGUGGCCGCGCUGGCGCGGGUGGAACGGACGGACUUCCUCUCCCCGGUGUGCAUCGGCGAGGUGGCCAACGUCAGCGCUGAGAUCACCUACACUUCCCGGCACUCCGUGGAGGUCCAGGUCAACGUCAUGUCUGAAAAUAUUUUAACAGGGGCGAAGAAGGUAACGAACAAGGCGACGCUGUGGUAUGUGCCGCUGUCCCUGAAGAACGUGAACAAGGUCCUUGAGGUUCCCCCCAUCCAGUACGCAAGAAAGGAGAUGGAGGAUGAGGGGAGAAAGCGUUACGAGGAGCAAAAGCUGGAUCGGCUGGAAACUAAGCAGAGAAAUGGUGACAUGAUCUUGCCCGUCAUCAAUCCAGAUAGGCAGACGAAAGAGCCGCACACCGUUGGCUACAGCCAGUCCAGCCUGAUCCACCUGGUGGGGCCGUCGGACUGCACGCUGCUGGGCUUCGUGCAUGGAGGUGUCACCAUGAAGCUCAUGGAUGAGGUUGCCGGGAUUGUGGCCGCCCGCCACUGCAAGACCAACAUUGUCACUGCCUCGGUGGAUGCCAUCAACUUCCAUGAGAAGAUCAAAAAAGGCUGCGUCAUCACCAUUUCGGGGCGCAUGACCUUCACUAGCAAUAAGUCCAUGGAAAUCGAAGUCUUUGUGGAUGCUGACCCGUUUGUGGAUGAGCCUCGGGAGCGGUACCGUGCUGUCAGCGCCUUCUUCACCUAUGUCUCCCUGAGCAAGGAGGGGAAGCCCCUGCCUGUCCCGCAGCUGCUGACUGAGACGGAGGACGAGAAGCGGCGCUUUGAGGAAGGGAAGGGCAGGUACCUCCAGACGAAAGCCAAGCGGCAGGCGCAGAUGCAGCAGGCUGCCCGGCAGUGAUGCCGCCCCGCGCUCUCGCAGCCUUCGCCCGCCCAACGUCCAGGUUCCCAUUAGUGUCGUGUCCGGUCCGUGCCGGGCCUCGCGCCUUUGCCCGCCCCAGCCUGCUGCCGGAGCUGCCGCGGCGGUGCGGUUGCUUCGCUGCUGAUCGGUUUAGCAUUGUAGGCCUUGUGCUUUAGGUGGCUUAAGCGCCCCGAAAGCCUCCGGGAGCCUUCCCGGUCGCUUGCCGUUCGCCUCUGGAGCCCUGUUCUCACAGUUCAACCCCGUAAGCAAAGCUCCCGGCGGUGCCGGAGCAGGGCAGAGGCACGUGGCGGCACGAGGGACGCGCGAGGCCACGAGUCUUUGUGGUGCUGUGUUAAACUUGCCAGUAUGUCCUAAAACCGCACACCAAAGCUUACGUACGAUACUCGCGACGAGGAACGCGCCCCGGUACCGUACCGAAUGUCUUGGACCGUUUCGUUGACAUCUCUAGGUAGUCUCUUUGUGCACAUCUAAGUUAUUUAAGGAAUCCUGUGGCAUAAAUAAAGUCUGUUGUCAUUGACUGAAAUAAAACAA
Phalacrocorax carbo (great cormorant) is the source of this 2008-nucleotide messenger RNA. Lineage: Eukaryota; Metazoa; Chordata; Aves; Suliformes; Phalacrocoracidae. The record is from RefSeq and is a predicted model, not a curated record.